UUAUGGAAAGAUGUAGCCAAGUGGCACCCGCGAGACGAAGACCGUUCGGUUAGUAGUGGUACUGCCAUCCUGAUGCAAUUUUUUCUCCUCAAAUCCUGGUGUUUGGUGCAGUGCUAUUUAUUUCCUUACUUCCAUGAUUGAUGCUUUUGUAGGAAUAAAUUUGAGAAAAUUAAUAAAGUACCAAGUUGGCAGGAUGGACCAGAUGAUUUUCAUCCGUCUGGUUCGAAUUUGUGAAGGAUAAUUGUUUCGUCGCUUUGUGAUCGGCCAACGCAAGAAUGUUCUUCAUCUGAGUGCAAUUUUCGUUUAGAGAAGUUUAGUGGCCCACGGGAAGCUAUUUUGAAAAUUAUUUUGAGUUUUUUCUAUCGGUCGGGAUUAUCAUUGAAGUUCAAAAUACAUCGCAAAGGUCUUUAGUGCAAAUCUGAAUUUUCAGCUGUAUCGAUUUAUUGUAUGUUUUUUUUCCUUUUACUGUUCGUUAGUUUGACAUCUGUGAGGUGGAUACACAUUCGUGACGGUGCGUUUGUACAGAAGAAAGAAGAUACAGUGUUGAGAGAAGAUGAGAAAAUUACAAUGAGAGUGGCAACUUCAAUGCUCCCCAGCAUCCCCAUCAUCUCCAAGCACUUUGUUCCAUCUUCAUUUUAAUUCUGAUGUUGGUAAGCGUUGGCUGCUCCCCAAUUGAGCUGAACUACGAUGUAAAUGCAACUGUCAAUUUGAGGCUCCACUCACGCAUAACACCAUGGAGAAAGAGAAGAGCGAAGGAAGAGUGGCGAGGAAAAUGAUUCGUGGAGAGAACGCUUUUGAGCUUUUCGCUCCCAGGAAAAGCUUCCGAUAAACUGCAACACGGAACAAUUGAGAGGGCGCCGUCAAAAAGGAAAAGCGUGUAAGAAAAUGCAAAGAGAGCAGAAGAGGUUCAAAGACGAAGCAUAGCGUACGAUGGCAAGCAUGCCUUAAUAUAGGACGUGAUAGUGUGCAACUUAGUCUGGGUUGCUGGCUGUAUUGCGCUUUUGAUGCGUGGAGUUCACUCGAAGGGGUCGCCACCACCACCCCCCAAAACGUACAUCACUCGGAAAACCCAAGCUGUUUGGCAGUGUCAGACCAAACGGAUCGUAUCAGUGUGUGAGUGUCAUAGUGUCCAGGAGUAGCGGCAUGCGAGCAGAGGGAAAUAAUAUAUCAGCGAAGUGAUCACAGACCAAUCUGGUGGUUAGGCCGGGUGACGACGUCAUCCCAGCCAGCAAUAAUAUGGUAAUAAUGUUUGGCUACCACCAGCAGCCAGCCCGCGUGCCGUCAUCAUCGUUUUCGAUCCGUUUGUGAUGAUUCUUCAGGCAAAUAGCGAGCGCAAGUGAAAAAUAAAAGAAAAGUGUAAAAAAAAAAUGUGCAAAUAUUACCCCCACAGGGAUCCCAUGUCUGCAAGAAAACAUCGCCACUUCGAUCGUAGUGCUUCGAUAUACGCUGCCGGUGCCAACGUGCGCGCUGGAAGAUAGGUGGAUGUCGUGACAUUUCCCCCCUCAAGUGGAUUUAUGGCUUCGUGUUUCUCCAGUGGAAAGAAGGCAUACCAUCAAUGGAAACCAUCAGGCGUAAUAUGUGACAAAACCAUAUACUUAAAAGAUUCAUCGGCUGUGGAACACUACUUAAAUGUUUAAUGCAAUGCGAAAAAGACUCCAGCGAUUAUCAUCGAAUUGACGGAUUAGCAGAAAGAACAGUUUAUAGUUUGUACAAGAAAGCGACCCGACGUGUCAUAUAAAUAGCAAAGGAAAAAAAAGUACACCGACCAUCAUGGCAGCUGUGGUGUACGGCAAUAGCCCGCGGCACAGCAGCCGCCACCAUCAUCCGGGCCCGGGACAGAGUCAUCUCGGUGGAGUGUCACCUCACUCGCCCUAUCACCAACACCAGCCGCAGCAGCACCAUUCACUGCCAUCGCACCACCACGUGGCUGCUUCCUCGAUGACGGCAGCAGCGGCCGCCGCGGCGGCCCUGUCUCAGCAGAUCAUCACCCCGCCGACGUCGUAUCUGUCCACGUCGACGACAACGAUAUCGUCUUCGUCGCACCAGCAGACGACCUACUAUCUACAGCAGCAGCAGCAGCACCAGCAGGCAGUGCACUACCACAAUAUGCGCAAUUCGAAACGGAAGUCGGCGGUGGAGCUGCUCGCGGAGAGCAAACCGUUCUACGUCAAAUCGGAAAUGGUGCUGGAUCGGCAGCAGCAGCUCAAUAUGCGGGGCGGAAAUUCCGGACCGGUGUCUGGAUCGUACAUGCUUUCGCCGUCCCGUACGCUCCCACAAUCUAGCUCUCAAAUGCAGCCAACCUCGCAUCAUCCGCAGUCCCAGCAACAGCAGAGACCCGCCAGUCGACGAAGCGCCUCGUCCGGUUCCGACCUGCUGCAAACUAAGCUACGCAAACUACUCAACACCGCCGACAGCAAAGAGACAAUAAUACCCUCGGAUAUGGCCCUCAAUUCUAAAUACGGUCCUCAAACACUGGAAACGACUUACAUCAGCGGAGCAGGCAUGUCCAGCAGUGACUGUCUCGGCUACAUUCAGCCUCCGAAGAACUACCAGCAGCAACUGACCGUUCAUCCCGAACAGCCGAGCGAUGUUUCGGUUUUCUUUCCCAGUGCGUUCCUAUCGCCUCAGUCUCUGCCUCCGCAUCCGGUGGGUGACGAUGAUCUCUACUUGUACAGUGUGCAUGAUAGUCUGGUGCUCACGGAUGACUACCGCGCAAUCAGUCCACCGGCGGAAUACGCCGAAAAUAAUGCUUCGCCUGAGAAGCACAGUAGCAGCCAUAGACCAUAUCGUUCUAGCCGUUACAACUACCAACGAUCGUACUCCCAUUCCCAAGCCGUAGCGCACCAGGACGAAUCCGAUUAUUCGCCAACGCAGUCAUACAACAUCAACAGUCACAAAUCACUCCCGGAUUUACACUCCCAAAUCAGCCGUCACUCCCCACACUCCGAGGCUUUGAGUUGCUGCAGUCGGGGUAAUCGAUCCAAUCGCUCCGGAAGCUCCUUCAAUCGCGAUUCUGGAGGAUCGUCGGGACACUACACUCACCACAGCGAACCCUGUUGCAAACAACAGCAGCAGCAACAACAGCAACAACAACAACAAAAGGAUGCCCUGGUAAUGGGUGGAGGCCCAGACUAUCGCCGUGACAGUGGGUCAUCUACCCAACAUAGCGGUAACUCCUACUACGCUUAUGGAAUUCCCCCGCUGCGGUACGAUUGUAUCGAAUGCCGUGCAAAGAUUCGAGAAGAAGCAGACUGUCUGCUGAACUUCACUACACCUGAAGUCCCGGAAGCUUUCCAAGACAACUACAGCGAAAAGCAGAAACAGAAGUAUUACGACGACCCGAGAGAUCGUGGAUCCGCUGCUCGAAAAUACUACAAAAACCCUGGACCAAUGUCGCCACUGUCCCCAGUAUCGCCGCUAUCACCCCAAGAUCAGCAGCUCGACCUGAGCCCUCCUCUGGGAACCUUCAAGCGACAGAAAUGCCUUCGUUUCAAGAACCGCGGCCGUCAGUCCGCUAUCAGCAAUCCGAACUCUCGUUGCGGAGAUGGUCGAGGAAGCUCUGGCGGAGACGACGACCGUAGACCUAUUCUACGCUCAAAGAGUGACAUAAGUGAUCGUUAUUGGAAUCGCCUUUCGGAAAGAAGCAACCGUGAGCGUGAUCGUGACAGGGAACGAGAACAGCAAAAGCUACUUGAGAAGCAGCGAUCGCGCUCGGAUAGUCUAACGCAGCUGGAGCAUUUCUUUGAUAGAUUGGGUCUGAACGAUGAGACUUAUGAGCGGCACAUCGCUCCCAAGGGCCGUAAACCUCCUAAUUUCAAGUCCAAUUCCGGUAGUGACAUCCAUCGACUAUCGCCGGAGAACACUGGAGAUUCGGAUGAAUCUAGUGCUGUCUUCUUCUCGGAUGUGAGUACGAUCGACUCCACGCGGCUACCGGACAGUACGGAAACGAGCAACGAACAACCGCAGAGCGCUCCUGGACAGCUGGCCGGAGCAGGACCGCUGAAUAGUCUGAACAAUCCUGCCUUGUACCGGCCCAGUGAGCCACCAUCGAUAAUCGAACGGAACGCCCGUAUCAUCAAAUGGCUGUGCAACUGUAAGAAAAUGCAACUAGCCUAAGGGUGGCUAGUGGGGGACCAACUGCUGCCGAUGGAAUAUAAUUACAGAUAUUCUUCAAAACCAGGACGCUUUAGAAUGGUUUGAAAGGCGUACUUUCGGCUGUACGCAAUCAGAGAAGAAAUAGGAAAGAUCAAGCAUCAGUCGAUGUUCGAGUUCCGGCUAAAGUUGUUUUUUAUUUAAACAAUAAGCUGAAGUUUAGCCGAUAUUUCGAAUAAAAAGCAGCGUAGCCCCCCGCUACGACUAGAACGUGGGAUUCAAAUGAAAUAAUUCGGAACUCGUGGAACCAAACUUACGAAGUGAAUUGAUUUAAGUCAAAAGUGAUUAAUAAAAACUAGCGCAUAGGGUGUUUCGCAUAGCCAGUAGUCAGUAGGAAUAUUCAAAUCGAACGUUAAUUCUAAUAACCAAGAACGCAGAAUAACGAAAUGCAUGCAACUGUAGUCCAUAUGACCCCUGUAGUGCUACGACGAAGAAAUAAUAAAGUAAACUACCGAAUCAAAUCAAAACAACCCCGCCCUGUUUUUUCAAAAGCAAAUCAUGUCAAUCAAAUUUUGAAGAACCGAAAUUCACGUUACUAGAAGAACACACACACAAAUUAAUAGAAGAAACCAAAGAAAGCAAGUUUUAACACAGAUCUAGUGGAAAACAGUGAAAGGCGUCUGAAAAGCGAAGACAGGGAGAUUAACAACUAUGAAUCAAACAAUUGAUAUAAACUUUAAGACUACACACAACAGUUGAAUCAAACUUAAAAACAUCCACCGUAGCGAACCCCGAAGUCGAAUAGAAUUCAUUACAAGCGUUUUCACAAUUAACAAGCCAAAAACAUCCUGCUUUUGUGUUGAACGAUUGGCAUUAGAACAAGUGGUAAGUUUGCUAGAUUUUGAAAAGGAAUCGUAUGUUUAACCCUAUUUGGAAUGAUUUAUGAUUUGUGUUUUGGAAUCUUCGUUGAAAACACAAAGGUAGAUUUUUUAUCAAAAGAACAAAUGGAAAAUUAUUGUACAAAUCGAUUGAGCUUCAGUUUGGGAGACGCGUACAAAACACACACAUAAUAUGACAAUGUCAGUUGAACCUUGACGAAACAUUGAAUUGAAAUUAUGAUUCUCGUGUUGAACAAUAAAUGACCUUUCCCGUAAAAUACUUUCUAUGGAUUCUUGAAAACAAUCUGCUCAUGGGAUGCAUAUUUUAUAUCGUCUAUAAUUAGGCCGUUACAAAUAUUUAAUAAAAAAUAUGUCCUACUGGUCUACGAAAGGUUAAGGGGGGAUAAUAAAAAAAUAUUUGAAUUUUAACAAAUACAGUCAAACAUCCAUGAGUCGAUAUUGAUGGGACCAGGGACCACUUAUGGAAAUACCGAGAUGAGGAAUAGCAAAUCUUUGGAAAACUGUUUGAAGGGACCAUCACAGUAACCCAGAAAAUAUUUUUGAAUAUGGCAUAAUUUGCUUCCAUGUGUCGAUAUCGAGUCAUAGAACAUCGACUCAUGGAGGUUUGACUGUACAAAAAACUCAGUUUUGUUAAAAAAUGUUUUAAAAAUCUUCUAAAUUUUUUGGGAAAUAUUAUCACUGUCCUCUCAAAGUAUUAUUUUUGGGCAAAAACAAAUCCGAGGGGAGGAGAGACAUAUUUUAUUUUAUAUUUGCAUCGGCCCUAUUAUUGAAAUCUAGAAAACUUCUUACAAAAAAGCACUAGUGCUGUCCAAUGACUUAGCUCGAAUUAACUUGAAGUUGCUCCGACUUCUUCGAGUUUAUUGUCAAUCCUUAUUCAACAUCCAAUCUUUUUCGACCGACUCGCAGUAGACUGAAUGGACAAACACAACUCGAAGUAGGUUGGAAUGAUGAAUGGACGGCACACCUAACUCGAAAGAGAUUGCAAUCUACUUCAAGCUCUCAUUAGACAGGACUAUUAUCUCCGUCUAUAUAAAAAAAAAAUGUUUCAACACUGUCUCGUAAUUUCGAGCAUAUCUUCUUUUAAAACGUGUGUCAAUUUGCGGAAAUUCAAGUCCCUUCUUGAGUAAAUCAUCUCAGCUGAUGUGUCCUGUGUCCUAUCCUAUGUCUUUGCUCGCAAGGCUACUGGAGACCCCUCCUCCCUCCUCCUUAACAUCUAUCGUAUAUCGCCAGGAUUGAACACGUUCAACGCAGAUUCAUCCGCAUUGCUCUAAAAGAUGUACCGUGGAGACAAUCGCUAAAUCUUCCACGACCACGAGUCGUUCACAUAAUAGUGCUGUCCAAUGAGCAGCUCGAAGUAGCUCCUGAAGAAAGCUAUCAAGCUAUUUUAAUUUAAAAUCGAUCUAGAGUACGACACUUCAAACAACCUUGCAAUUGACAUUUUAACCUCGAAAAUCAACUGCCGAAUCCGGUUAAGGCAGGGUGGGCAGGGUCUGAUCAGCUAGUCUUCUUCUCUAUUAUAUAAAAAUGAGUUUGCAUUUCCUUUGAGGCAAUAAAACUCACGAAUGGAUGGAACGAUUUGCAAGAUUUCCUCCCUAAUCGAUUCGUCUUGGGCUCAGCUGUGUUUGUACAUACUGAGAGUUGAUCAAUUUGACGAGGAAAGUAUUAAAAUCGUCAAAAUGCAACGAUUUCAUGAGUUCUUAAGAAAGCCAUCAAGCUCAAACUGAAAUCGAUCUAGAGUGCGACGCUGUAAUCAACAAAACGAGUGACAGUUUGACCGAGAAAAAACACAACCCGAUCGAGAUCGGGCAGGUUUCUCUACUCUCUAUAUAUAAAAAUGAGUUUCUUUGAGGCAAUAUAACUCCCGAACGGAUGGACCAAUUUCCAAGAUUUACUCACUGAUCGGUUCGUCUUGGGAUCAGCUGUGUUGCUGAUGAAUUUGACGAAAAAAGUAUUAAAAUCGUCAAAAUGCAACGGUUUCAAACAGAAAUCGAUCUAGAGUGCGACGAUGCAAUCAACUAAAUGAUUGACAUGUUCGCCUAGUCUACAUAAAUAAAAAUGACAAACGCAUGAGGAUCACUAGUGCUGUCCAAUGAGCAGCUCGACAGGACAGCACUACUAUUUGCGGCCAGUAAUUAUCUAAGAAGUGGAAGGCAAAAAAUAAGUUGAUAUAGUACACAAUUGGUGAUUUAUCGAUACUCUCAUAAGUACUAGGGAGUUGGAUAUUGGGGAAGACAUUCGUUGGAUCAGGAUUUGCCUGAUGCAAUCAUUCAAUGAGCCCCUUGUAUAUGUAAGUCGGUCUCUGCGGCUCUGCAUGAGUUCAUUUUUUGUAGAUUUGAAACAGCGGAAUGAGAUCAAAUGCUUAAAAAAAUACAUGAAAUUUUCCUACGCGAGAAUCAUAUUUCAAUCGAAAAAAACGACUUAAUUCGUCUCUCAUUUUCCUAAGACAAUUACUUCCAAUAAGGCAUUCAUAAUUCUGUAUACAUCAUCUAAAACAAAUUCUAGUGAGUUUAAAAAGUUUGAUAUUGAUUUUAACUUUGAAAUUUAAAAUGGAAAUCUUGUAAUCAGAACUAUAAUCAAAACAGUUCAACAAAAUAUAAGACCCAGAUCAGUUGAACUAGGUGGUCUCACUAUAGUGCACAUUUUCAUUGUUCAAAGUCAAAGAUAAAAUCAACAUCCUUUUGAAAACUGUUCCAAGAAUUAUAAUAUGCUUGUAUUACUAUUGACAACACUUUAAUGUUUUUAGGUAAAUUAGAAAAUCACUAACGAAGAAAAUCAAGCAAAAUAAACGCGUAACGUUUACAGAGUUUUCAUACAUGAGAAUGAUAAAAACACACAAUUUAAAAAUACUAUUUUCUAGUCUAAUAUAUUGAAUAAUGAAUCAAAUACUUAUGCAAGUAUAUAACUACUAUAUGAAAAAGAAAUCAAUCGAAUUAAUCUUACUUAGCUAUACAUAUAUUAGCGGAUCGUGACGAAACAGGAACAGAAAUCUAAACGUAGUGCUGUUGAAAUUGAUGAAAAAAAUGAACGUUCAAUAAAAUAUUUCUAAAAAAUCUUCAAACAAUUAUUAGCACUUUGCAUUUGCAAUAGAACGGAAUGGCAUUUUAAGUUCCCAACAGUCCACACAAACACAAGCAUGCGUAAUGCAAACAAUAUACUGCAAUGCACUACACUUAUUAUAUCGGCCGCAUAAGUAAAUAUAUUACACACUAAACUCAAACCAACUAAUCAAACAAAAAAUAGAAGAAGCAAAGAGAAAUCAAAGCAGCACAGAGCAGAACGUCAAAAUCAAACUAAUCAAAACCAAAAAAACAAACGACGAAGCUGAACAUGGAAACUGAUUGCAAUAGAUGACCAUCUCGCCCAUUGAUAGCCCUUACAGCAACGUUCCCUGGUGGGCGAACAUUGAACUAACUUCAAAGCAAAUAAAGUAUGAAUAAAACCCCACAUGGUAGCACACACACAAACAAGCAUAGACAUAUUCUCGAAAAGAACAAAAUUCCGAAUACAACACUAAUUUAAUCGAAAACAGAACACAAUCCGACGACUUACAUAAAAACUACGCCACAGUCGUUAUCGUCCCGCUUACUACACCCAAAUACAAUACAGGAUACAGCAAAAAGGAAGAAAAAACUAGAACCUUAAACGAUGGAUUGUAAUGACCCGCGUAAAAUACACAUACCACGUUCCAGUAUCAAGUAUGAAGGUUAUAUAUGAAAACAAAAAUCAAUAAAAAUGAAAAAGUAUAAUAAUGAAA
This is a messenger RNA of Armigeres subalbatus, 8745 nucleotides long. RefSeq lists its product as uncharacterized. The transcript is spliced from 5 exons. The record is from RefSeq and is a predicted model, not a curated record. NCBI's taxonomy places the organism in Eukaryota, Metazoa, Arthropoda, Insecta, Diptera, Culicidae. The coding region runs from base 1771 to 4116 and encodes 781 amino acids.